Molecule: messenger RNA, 3987 nt
Organism: Westerdykella ornata
Lineage: Eukaryota; Fungi; Ascomycota; Dothideomycetes; Pleosporales; Sporormiaceae
Product: 26S proteasome regulatory complex, non-ATPase subcomplex, Rpn2/Psmd1 subunit
Exons: 5
Coding region: 276-3656 (1126 amino acids)
Biological process (GO): proteasome-mediated ubiquitin-dependent protein catabolic process; regulation of protein catabolic process
Cellular component (GO): nucleus; proteasome regulatory particle, base subcomplex; proteasome storage granule
Molecular function (GO): enzyme regulator activity
Source: RefSeq, a predicted model, not a curated record
CAUCAACAGCGUCCCGGCGCCAACUCCAUCAACGCAACAUCCUAUCCUCUUGCUUUCUCGUCUCUCCUUGAGCCCGGAAAACAGUCCAUGCGCAUUGCAUUCCAGAUCAUUGAGAGCGACUGUCUACGCUAGCUAGGAAGCCUGCUCGGGUGCCACCCCAAACAGCUCCGGUCCCUUCCACCAGCUUCUCUUUUCCACUCACAAUCACACUUCGCUGCUAGGAGAGGAGAGUCUGUCACGCUUAUCACAACUCGCGCCCGAGUUCUCUCUUUACCAUGGUCGGCCUCACGUCCGCAGCCGGCGUCGUCGGCUUCCUUUCCGAACCGGAUCCCGCCCUGCAGUCCUUUGCGCUGCACCGGUUAAACGAGGAGAUUGAUCUCCUAUGGCCUGAAGUUGCGGGAUCAGUCAGUCAAAUUGAGGCUCUGUAUGAAGAUGAGUCGUUUCCCGAACGAGAACUGGCCGCGCUUGUGGCGGCAAAGAUCUACUACCAGCUGCAAGAGUAUAACGAGAGUAUGGUCUUUGCAUUAGGCGCCGGGAAGCUCUUCGAUAUCAAUAAUGACGGGGAGUUCGAGGAGACGAUAUUGGCAAAAUGCCUCGACACAUACAUCGCCCUCUCCGCAAUGCACAACCCUCCUACACCUAUCAGCAAGGCCAACCAACCCCCUUCGCAACUGCAGACCUCAUUUCCUACGAACACCACCGGCGGCGCUAGCAAAUCGGCCGGGCUGACAUCACCGAUCACUCCCUUCUCUCAGUCCGCUCUGCCUUCCAAAUCUCUCCUCUCACGACAGGACUCAGACACGUGGGAGCCUGCCGUGGCAGGUGGCGGUAACGCCGGAGUAGCUGGAGCACAUCCCGCACCUCUGGUCCUGCAGCGGAGCGUGCAGAAGAACCUCCAGGCUAUCAUACGGCGCAUCUUUGAGAGCUGUUACGAGAAUGGCGAUUUCAAGCAGGUUGUGGGCAUUGCCAUCGAAGCUCGUAAUCUGGAUGUGCUCCGGGAGACCUUCCUGCGCGCCAGCCAGACCGAUAAGAAACAAGGCAAGAAGCCUGCAACCGGCGCAACAACGAGGAGCGAGGAGCUGAUGGAGUAUGUCCUUGAUAUUUGCAUGAACAUUGUGCAGGAGAGGGGUCUACGGAAUGAGAUUCUUCGUCUCAUUCUCGAUCUGCUCAAUGACAUCCCUAACCCGGACUAUUUCUCCAUCGCCAAAUGCGUGGUGUACCUGGAUCAGCAUUCCAUGGCUUCCAGCCUCAUCCGUCAGCUCGUGCAGCAAGGCGAUGCCAAGUCACUCGCUACAGCUUAUCAAAUUGCCUUCGACCUCUACGAAAACAGCACCCAGGAAUUCCUGGCCAAGGUUAUGGAAGAGCUACCGCAUACCGAGGAAAAGAAGGAAGGGCAGAGUGCUGCAAACGGCGAUGCAUCUCACAGACCUCUUUCUGAAGAGCCCAAGGAAUCGGACCGGUUGCUGUCCGAUGUGGAUACGAGUAACGAGGCUCGCACAUCCACCGUCGUCUCCCGUACCAAACAGCCGACUGAGGAGGAGCUCAAGGUCUACAGCUCCGUCCGAGAAGUCCUUAAAGGCACAAAGAGCAUUACGCUCAACCUGGAAUUCCUGUACAGGAAUAACCGUGCCGACAAGCAGAUUCUCAACAAGAUCCGUGACAGCCUGGAAGCGAGAAAUAGCAUAUUCCAUACCGCGGUCACUUUUGCCAAUGGCUUCAUGAAUGCGGGUACGACGAACGACACCUUCUUCCGGGAGAAUCUGGACUGGCUCGGCAAAGCGGUCAACUGGUCCAAGUUCACGGCGACUGCAGCACUGGGUGUGAUUCACAAAGGGAACCUCACUCAGGGAAUGAAGUUGCUCAACCCAUACUUGCCCAAGGAUUCGGUUUCCUCAACUUCACACUAUGAGCAAGGAGGAUCACUCUAUGCCCUGGGGUUGAUUUAUUCGAACCACGGAACCGACGUGCUUGAUUACCUUCUCAAGCAGUUCCAGGGGGCUUCCGAAGAGGUUAUCCAGCAUGGUGGUGCUCUUGGUCUGGGUCUUGCAGGCAUGGCCACUGGUUCUGAGGAGAUUUUCGAAGCUUUCAAGAACGUCUUGUACUCUGAUUCAGCCAUCAACGGCGAGGCUGUGGGUCUGUCUAUGGGUCUGGUCAUGCUUGGCACCGGUAACAUCAAGGCCAUUCAAGAUAUGAUCCAAUAUGCCCAUGACACUCAGCACGAGAAGAUUGUCCGCGGACUUGCCAUGGGUGUUGCGCUCAUCAUGUACGGCAGACAAGAGGCUGCUGACGUUCUUAUCGACAAGUUGCUGGAGGAGGCCGAUCCCACUCUUCGGUACGGAGGCAUCAUGACAAUUGCCCUUGCUUUCUGCGGUACAGGCAGCAACAAGGCAGUCCGCAAGUUGUUGCACGUCGCUGUCAGCGAUGUGAGUGAUGACGUCCGCAGGGUAGCUGUCAUGAGUUUGGGCUUCAUUCUCUUCAGGAAACCUGGUAGCGUACCUCGGAUGGUCGAGCUUCUUUCAGAGUCUUAUAACCCCCACGUCCGGUACGGCGCAACCAUGGCCCUUGGAAUUGCUUGUGCAGGCACCGGUCUGCCUGAGGCCAUUGACCUGCUCGAGCCCAUGAUGAAGGAUUCGACCGACUUUGUACGACAGGGUGCUCUCAUUUCUCUGGCCAUGAUCAUGGUGCAGCAGAAUGAGGCUAUGAAUCCCAAGGUUGUCAACAUCCGUAAGACCCUGACAAAGGUCAUUGGCGACCGCCACGAAGAUGCAAUGGCCAAGUUUGGCUGCGCUCUCGCUCAUGGCAUCAUUGAUGCUGGUGGUCGGAACUGCACUAUCGGUCUCCAGACACAGACCGGUAACCUCAACAUGGCUGCGAUCGUUGGCAUGGCUGUUUUUACACAAUACUGGUACUGGUUCCCCCUGACGCAUUUCCUGGCGCUCAGCUUCACGCCCACGGCGAUCAUCGCUGUGGAUCAAGAUCUCGAGGUUCCUUCCUUCAAAUUCCACAGCAACACAAGGCCAAGCAUGUUUGACUACCCGCCCGAGCAGGAGGUCAAGACCGAAGAGGCGCCGGAGAAGGUCAAGACGGCGGUUCUCUCAACAACAGCUCAAGAUAAGCGCCGUAAGGCUGUGAAGGCACGGCAACGGCGGAGAGAGAGCAUGGAGGUCGAUCAGACACCUACUACCCCGAAGGUCUCUGAAGAGGAUAAGAUGGAGGUCGACGACGAACCCAAGAAGGGCGAGAAGGCGGAAGGUGAAGAAGGCAAGGAGGGAACACCGGCAGUGGAGACUUCGAAGAAGAAGGUGGAGAAGGAGAAGGUUGGCUAUGAUUUGGAGAACAUGUCACGAGUUCUUCCGGCGCAGGUCAAGUAUAUCAGUUUCCCGGAAGAGCGAUACGUUCCCAUCAAGAAGCCAACGGGAGGCGUAAUCGUUGUCCUUGACACAAGGCCAUCCGAGCCCAAGAACCUGCUCGAAUUGAAGAUCAAGAAAGCUCCUGCCCCGACAGCACCAGGGGCAGCAGGCCCAUCUGGCGAGGAAGCACCUCAAACUCCGGCGGCGGCGGCGGCUCGCCUUAGUGAGAAUUUUGCGGACGAAGGCAGCGACGAGGCUGCGGUGCCUGAUGAGUUCGACUACCAAACGGAUGCCGAGGAGGAGUAGAAUGACUUCAACGAGCUGAAGUACUCCGGUUGUCGACGAUGAUUCGGCGUAUUGUAUCAUCAACGUUUGGUCUGGACUGGCUCGGGAGGAGCAAUCAACUUUGCAUCAAUCCUGGCGCAGAGGGAGGAGGUCGGCAAGAGGUCGCUUAGACUUGUGAAGCAAUGUAUCAUAACACUUGCACGGUUGCGGUCGUAUGUACACCUAUUGCUCGUAACUUUUAGUUGAAGUCGGUCGGAGAAUUGGAGGGUUGAAUUCUUGUGAUGCAGUUACCCAGGUAUACCACUGCUCCGUAGUGGUUGGGCGGAAGUCCUGUAGAGCUACCAAAGCUGAC